Paramecium sonneborni is the source of this 2328-nucleotide messenger RNA. The record is from the annotation of a GenBank genome assembly. Lineage: Eukaryota; Ciliophora; Oligohymenophorea; Peniculida; Parameciidae.
AUGAGGAAAAUAAUGAAAAUACCUCUUGAAGGAAUCAUAGGUAUAGUGCUAACACCUUGGUUAGAUUUUGAAGGAAUAGAAAUGAUAAUUUUAUUAAGCAUAAUGUGUGCUAUUUAAUUAGCUGCCCUUUUUUUUUUAAAAUUAAAUGAAAAAUGGUAUUUAUAAAUGAGUUUCAGCUACACAAUAUGUUUUGCUUUAUUUUUUGUAGAAUGUGCAGUGAAACUUAAAAAUAUAAGUGUUUUAAUACUAUAUUUCAUUUGUAUUGAAAUAGGGUUAGAAAGAGUAAAGAAAGGAUUGUUAUAAAAAUCCACUUUAUUAAUGAAUUAAUAUGCUUUAAUUAGAGUUUGUAAUUGGAAUUCGUAUGAUUUAUUUGCAUUUAUUGGAGGAAUUUUAUUAUUGUUAUUACAUCUAUUUAUAUUAUGGGCUAAUCAAUAAAAAUAAGAUGGAGAACCUUAGGCAUCAUAUAUAAAAUCAUAUGAGAAAUCAAUUUUAAAUUUAGUGCAAACUCCUGAUUAUAGAAAACAAUAAUUUCAUUCAUCAGCAACAAGUUUGUAAUAAGAGUUAUAGGAAUGUUUUAAUUUCUUUAACUUAAUUCCAGAUCCUCUAGUUUUAUUAACAGCCUAAAAUUUAUCUAUAAACUUUUGUAAUUAAGCUACAUUAGAAUUAUUUAAGAUCAGUGAAAAAUCUAGUUUUAAGACUUGUUUGGAAUAAUUAUCUGAUGUUGUUUCAACUUAAGCUAAACCUGAUUAAAGAGAUCCUAGAGAUUCAUUUCCAUCAUUUUAAAGUUUUUAAUAAACUUUUUAGUAAGGAAAAGUUUCAAAUAAUCGUUAAUCUAAAGAAGAAAUAGAUUUAAAUGUAAUUGAUUUUAUAUUUAUAUAGUAAAUACUUUGUGAUUUAAGAAAUAUUAAACCAAACAAAAGAUUUUUUUAGAUUUUAAAAAAUAGCCCUCAUAAUACUGUUUUUAUUGGAAGUUAUUUGGGAAAUUGGUAUGAAAAAGAAGGUUGUGCAGAUUUGGAAUAACCAAAAAAGCGUUUAUUAGAGAUUAAUGCUCAUGCAACUCUUAUUGAUGAAAAAUUGAUGAUUUUGCUUUAAAUUAGAGAUGUAACUCAUCGAGAUUAUAUUAAAUUGAUGAAAAAAUAAUAUUAAGUUAAAUCUAGUAUAAUUUCAUAUGUUAGUCAUGAAUAUCGUACUCCACUUAAUUCAAUCAUUUAAUUUAUUUCAGCAUUAUAAGAUGAAAGAGAUUGUAAUGUUUAAAGUAAGUACAUUAAAAUAGCUUUGUUAAAUUGUAAAUAUUUACUAAAUCUAUCAAAUGAUUUAUUAGAUCUUGCAUUGUUAAAAGUUGGUAAAUUUUCAAUAAAUCCUAUUUAAAUGGAUCUUAAUAAACUAAUUGAAGAAUGUAUGGAAUUAUUCAAACUUGAAGCUAAUUUAAAAAAAAUAAAUCUUACAUUAAAUUAUAGAAAAAGUGUUCCAAGAUUAUUAAACAAUGAUCCAAAUAGGAUAAGAUAAAUUAUAAUAAAUUUACUUGGAAAUGCUUUCAAGUAUACUUUGUAAGGAUAUAUAGAAAUAAGAGUUUCCAAUUAUCUCAACAGUUCUUUAAAAAUAGAAGUUCAUGAUACUGGUCUUGGAAUUAAGGAAGAGCAUAAAGAAAGAUUAAUACAGGCUUUUGCCAAAGUUGAAGAUUCUGAAAGUAAAAAGUUAAAUCCUUAAGGAAUUGGAUUAGGAUUAAUUAUAAGUAAUAUGAUUGCUAGAAAUUUAAAUUCUAAUGAAAAGGGAUUACAAUUUUAAUCUGAAUAUUAGAAUGGCUCUUCUUUUUGGUUUUAUAUUUCAAAAAAUAUCUAAGAAUAAGAAAUUCAAGAAGAAUAAGAUGAUAUAGAAGAAGAGAGUCCAGAGAGAAGAUAAUCAUUAUGGAGAUACAAUAAUAUCAAAACAAAACAUAUAAAUUAAUGUCAAUGUGCUAAUAUUUUAAUUGUUGAUGAUAAUGCAUUCAAUAUAGAAGUUUUAAAAUUCUUAAUUUAAAAGAUAAAUUCAUCUCUCAAAUUAGAAUGCUCUUUAGAUGGUCAUACUGCUAUCUAAAUGGUAAAAUCUAAUAGAUGUAAUAAAUGCAAUGGAUAUGGUUUAAUAUUUAUGGAUAUUGAUAUGCCUACAAUGAAUGGUAUUUAAGCUACUUCAAUCAUUAAAUCCUAAUUUCCUUAAGUUCAAAUUAUUGGAUGUUCAGCAUAUGCAAAGUAAGAAGAAGAAAAUUUAGCAAUUUAAAAUGGAAUGGAUGGAUAUUUAGUUAAGCCAGUAUAAAUAGAUUAGCUUAAAAACUACUUAAAAAUAGACCUUUGA